Messenger RNA from Vicia villosa (hairy vetch), 6651 nucleotides. RefSeq names its product pentatricopeptide repeat-containing protein At2g33760. Gene Ontology annotation, biological process: RNA modification. The coding region runs from base 57 to 1832 and encodes 591 amino acids. The transcript has a single exon. The record is from RefSeq and is a predicted model, not a curated record. Gene Ontology annotation, molecular function: zinc ion binding; protein binding; RNA binding. NCBI's taxonomy places the organism in Eukaryota, Viridiplantae, Streptophyta, Magnoliopsida, Fabales, Fabaceae.
UUUCACUCCUUUAAAUAAUUGGCGGUUUCAGGGCGAAUUAGUGCUUCUCCUCUUCAAUGGAAGAAUACAGAGAGCGACGGUUAGAAACACAAAGAGAAGGAUCAAAGUCUGCAGAAUACCAAGCAGUGAUACGCGCAGGUCCACACGUGCGACCCCUCAAACAAGCUCACGCUCAUCUCAUUGUUACAGGUUGCCACCAUAGCCGAGCCCUCCUCACCAAACUCCUCACUCUCUCUUGCGCCGCCGCUUCCAUUACUUACACCCGCCGUCUCUUCCUCUCCGUCACCGACCCCGAUUCCUUCCUCUUCAACUCCCUCAUCAAAGCCUCCUCCCAACAUGGUUUCUCACUCGACACCAUCCUUUUCUACCGUCGCAUGCUCUUUUCCCCUCACAAACCUUCCUCCUACACAUUCACAUCGGUUUUCAAAGCAUGUGCUCAUUUAUCUGCUCUUAAACUCGGAACCCUCCUCCAUUCCCAUGUUUUCGUUUCUGGGUAUGCUUCCAAUCCUUUUGUCCAAGCCGCAAUAGUAGCUUUUUAUGCUAAAUCAAGUGCACUGAGUCUCGCCCGGAAGGUGUUCGAUAAAAUGCCACAACGAAGUGUAGUUGCUUGGAACACCAUGAUUUCGGGUUACGAACAAAAUGGGCUUGCAAAUGAAGCAAUGUCACUGUUUCACAAGAUGAAUGAAUUGGGGAUUCGUCCUGAUUCAGCAACUUUUGUUUCUGUGUCAUCGGCUUGUUCUCAAAUUGGGUCUCUUGAAUUGGGAUGUUGGGUACAUGAUUGUAUCAUUAGUAAUGGGAUUCGGGUCAAUGUGAUUCUUGGUACUUCGUUGACAAACAUGUUUUCGCGGUGUGGUGAUGUUAGCAGAGCGCGUGAUGUUUUUGAUUUGAUGAGUGAAGGGAAUGUUAUAGCUUGGACAGCUAUGAUAUCUGGGUAUGGUAUGCAUGGUUAUGGCGUUGAAGCAACAGAGCUAUUCUAUAAAAUGAAAAAAGCAAACAGGCUUGUUCCUAAUACUGUUACUUUUGUUGCUGUUUUAUCCGCAUGUGCUCAUGCAGGGCUAAUACGGGAAGGGAGACAAAUUUUUGCAAGCAUGAGAGAAGAACAUGGUGUGACUCCUGGAGUGGAACACCAUGUUUGCAUGGUUGAUAUGCUUGGGAAAGCUGGGUUGCUAACUGAAGCAUACAACUUCAUCAAGGAGCUUAGGCCCGAGGAACUAGUUCCGGCGGUGUGGACUGCAAUGCUUGGUGCUUGCAAGAUGCAUAAGAAUUUUGAUCUGGGUGUGGAAGCUGCUCAGCAUCUCAUUUCUUUAGAGCCUGAGAAUCCCAGCCAUUAUGUAUUGCUUUCUAAUAUGUAUGCAUUUGCUGGAAGAAUGGAUAGAGUGGAAUCUGUUAGAAAUGGAAUGAUCCAAAGAGGUAUUAAAAAGCAAGUGGGUUAUAGCUCUAUUGAUGUCAACAACAAAUCGUAUCUUUUUAGUAUGGGUGAUAAGUCUCAUCCUGAGACCAAAGAGAUUUACCAGUAUUUGGAUAAGUUGAUAUGGAGGUGCAAGGAAGCAGGUUAUGCACCUCUUCCUGAAUCAGCAAUGCAUGAGUUGGAAGAAGAAGAGAGGGAGUAUGCCCUCAGACACCAUAGCGAGAAGCUUGCAGUAGCAUUCGGGCUGAUGAAAACUAGCCAUGGAACUACUCUCAGGAUUGUGAAGAACCUUAGGAUAUGUGAAGACUGUCAUUCAGCAAUUAAGUGCAUCUCUGUUGUGACAAAUAGAGAGAUAAUUAUUAGGGAUAAGCUUCGAUUCCAUCAUUUCAGGGAAGGCUCGUGUUCUUGUUUAGAUUAUUGGUGAAGGAAUUUUAAACUUGCACGGAUCUGAUUAUUAAGUUAUUAAUUUGAGAACAGUCUCUGAAGAGACAACGGCCUAUCAUAUUUAAUAUCCAUUCUUCUACCACUGUUGUGAAGUUGACCAACUUCAGGGAUGAAUUAACUUCCUAGGAGAUGUCAACAGAGGAGGACAAAGAACAAAAGAAACUGAAAAUGAAAAGACUCCUGCUCAGAUUUAUUUUAUAUGCAUACACAUACAUAGAAGCAGAAGAAUAGUUACUCAAUGAUGCUUCACUAAGCUCUUUAACACUACUUUAAUGUGUCAUAAAACAGAUACAGCAUCAUCAAAUAGAUGAAAAGACACAUCAAGCAAAUUAUUCCAAUCAAUGUAUCUCUUAUUUCAUAUGUUACAUGUGACAAGCCUUGAUAUGAUACAUAUACUCAACACGUGCACAUGGUCUGUUGUGUUGAUACUUGAUACAUAACCAUACACAGUACCUAAUCACAGGAGUACGGAACCCGGAGAUAGGUGUUCCAACAAGCUUAAAGCUGAUAUGAUACAGAUAGUGUAAACAUAUUGAUAUUACACAAGUUUGGAAUGUAUUGGUCGGGAAAUUUGAAAGUUACUCUCAACUCAGUAAGUUUUUCUUGCAGCUCAAGAAAACUGACUGGAUUCGAUGUCCUUGUAAGAAAAUGCCUCUACAAGCCUGGGGAAGAGCUUAGCAAGCAUUAUUUUAAAUCCUGUAGAAGUCCCCUUCUGGUUUUCUUGUUCAGUUUUUCCACAUCCAAUGGAAGCUCCUUCAAGAUAUGCCUUACAAGCGGAAAGUAUAUGUUUGGAAUGCUGUCUGAAGUGCUCUUCCACCAGUGCUUCAAAAUGCUGCAUCAGGCAUCAUUAUCAAUUAUGGUUUCAUUUAUACAAUCGCAUUAGAAGUGAACCUUAUUUUCAUGAGAGUAUCCAAAGUAUAGAUAUAGUUAUUUUACCUUUGGUGGCUUUCUUAAUAGAUACAACAUAGAUUUGGUUGUGACAAGGAAAGCAUUCUCAUUAUAGCUCACAGAGUUUUUCUCUCCCUCAGCUCUGCCUAUUUGUUGGUCAUAUCCAGCUUCAUUAAAAUAAGGCUUCUCAUUAAGGACAAGAGCCUGCAGAGAGAUAAGAACUUGAAGAAUAGUAGAGGUUCCAGGAUUCCACACUUCACUGCCUGCGCCUGUCCAAGUAUUUAGGAGACUCAGACAGAUUUUCCCUGACUCGUACAAAUUAGGAUUUAAGCGGAGCCCGCCAGAGUUGUAGUGCACCAUCUACAUUCAAAAGUCACAACGAAAACAUAAGAGCUUAUUCAAAUUUAGAGUUUUUUAUUGAGAUCUUUGAACAUGAGCUGUUACAAACAUGUACAAAAGUCUCUUCUACCAGAAACAUGGUUACACUGAACUUCUCAGUUCAGUUAAGGGCUUUAUAAACAAUGGUGCUGGAAAAACAAAUACAAGCCCUGCAAACUACAUUUAAAAUCUUACAGGUGGUUCGUUGGGAUAUUCCGGAGGGAAACAUAUAUCAAAGAAAAACAAUCCGUCUUGAUACGGAGUUCCAGAUGCACCAACAAUAGCUGCUCGCAUGAGAUCCAUUCUUUCCUCAUAUGCCCGAACAUAAAUAGAGUCUGUGUGGGCCAAUAAAGAUUGUAAGUUAGUAAGUACAUUUACAGAAGUCAUUAUGAAUACUUACAGCUUUAACAAAUUACAUUUUCUUAAGUAAAUCAAACAAUCAUCACACAGCUUUCCUUAAAAUUAGAUGAUUUCAUGUUAUUUAUUUAUUUAAAAAUUGUUUCCAGAUUAAAUAUUCAAUGACCCACAAUACAAAUAUACAUACAUUCUACAUCAAUUGAACCUAUGCACUCUCACUUUUAAAAGAUUGAACUUUGACAAUUUUCCUUUUCUAUCUACAACAACCAAUUUUGUUCAUAUUGUACAUAACCAAGUGUAGUUUCCUAAUUUGAGUUUAAUCAUCAUAUAAAAAUAAUGACUACAACAGAAAGGCUUCUCAUGGAGAAAUAAGUUAUAUAACACUGAUUCAAAAUUAAAAAAAAAAAAAGAAGAUAAAAAGUAUGUACCAGGAAGAUUUUUUUCAAGGAUGCUCCAUUCUUGCUGAACCUUUUUUACCCAGCUUCUUUUUAUCUACAAAGCAAAGAAAACAGUUAGCCUAAUAUAACACUGUAAAUUCUGUAAUAAUAUUUCAUAGUAAAGGAAUGAUUUCUAACCUGCAACAUUGGUGAUCCUUUCCCCUCAUCAAAAAAUUGGUGGUCCUCAGAGCAGCUUUCUAUAACAUCAAACUGCUUAAAUUGGUUUGAACUGUUGUUGUCUAAAGAAACUGGAAACUCAUUCUUGUCAUUGAUCCUAAUAACUUCUGGAUAUGAAGUUGUGUCUUCAGUAGAUUUCAACUCAGUUGUUGGAUGUGGUUCAAUGCAGAGGUUACAAGUUUCUGACUCUUUCUCAUCAGAAAAAUCAGAUUCAUGAUCCUUUUCAAAUGUAGGCACUGAUGAAAAUGCUCCUGUAACUGAAGUUCCACCUAGUGUUUGGAAUAUGCUGGAUUUAAUGCUUGAGAAGAUUUCAGAGGCAGCUUGAGGAAGGAAAAAGGGACUACACUCCUCAAGGUUCUUUUCACAAUUCUCAUUUUUACUAUCACAAUUUAUCAAAUCCUGAACAUUAAACAUCACAUUCAGUUUAUAUUCUUUCCAAUCUGAAACUUCUGUGUCUCACAUAUACCAGUUAAACCAGUUAAAUAAUAUACAAGUAUACACAUGAUACAUAUGUCUCACCUUUCCCUUCUUGUCAAAGGGUAGACUUCCGCGUUCAAUCAUCUCUUGAGGAGCAGGGGUUACAGUUGAGCCUUCAUGUUUAUCAAUCCGAAAAAUUUCAUACGGUGCAACCUGUUGAGAAAAACAAAAAUCAUUCAUAUAUUAUUUCUUAUUAAACAAUGAAAACUAAUGUAUAAUAUACAUUAAAAUCAGACACAAUAUUGGUGCAAUCCAUGCUCAGUAGGAUCAUUCAAUACCAACAUAUACAAUAUGCAAUCCAAGUUCCAUGGUUCUAAUAUUAUGUUACGAUUACCAUCAAAUCUAUGCUUUGACUAUAAUUCGACAUAUAUUUGCAUAAACUGUUCUAUAUUUACAGAAAGGUAUAUCGUUACCUUGGUUGUGAAACCAGUAGCCAAUUUCACCUCCACAUUACUAUCUCUGAAACCAGUAACAGUGCCAACACAGGACAGGUAACAGUCAUCAGGGAAGUCAUCCUGAUAACUCAUCUGGUUCCCGUUUCUAAGAGAAGCCUCCAUAUUCAUGUCAUCUACCGAAAUUUCUUUAAACUGUUUUUGAGCCGCCUUGAACAUAAUAUCACCAAAAAAACACGAGUAGUCUGGGUGCUCUACAAGUUCGUAGGCACUCACAGUUUCCUCCAUUUCGUCUCCAUCCAAAUCAUUAGGUUUGGAUAUGGAAACAUUAUUCCAUUUUACCUUUACAGUAUGCUCCUUUGCAUCAACACAUUGGACAACACCCCAUCUUUGACUAUUAGGCUGAAGAGGAUCAUAAGAAGUACCUUUUUCCAGCACAAAUUGAUGAGGCCAAAAUUCAUGCGUGUUUAUAACAUUCACUGGGAGUAAACUCUCUGGAUCUAAUCCCAGACUCUGCUCACCAUUUUGCCACAAAAUGUCAACUUUGGUCUUUAUCUUCCCAAUUAUAAACAAUUCCUCAAUAUGAGAGUUAAGGUUUUUUCCCUCACUCUUACACGCUCUUGUCAUACUAUGCUUCAUAAUAAUCUGUUCCUCUUUGUCUGCAACCGAGAGCACACACCAAUCACCAAGUUGCCAGUUCGUGUCCGAAAAACAUGGCAACACGGUCAAGUUUCUAGAGUCUUGCCAGCAUGGUGGAGCAUUCACAUUCAAAUUGCUACUCGAAAGAACAGAAGCCAUCCAGUUAACAUGCACCAAACCUGUAUCCACAGCGCAAACAGUUCCUUCAUCUUGGAUGUUUCUCCAAGUUCCACAAAGCCAUCCUGCUGAUUUAGAACCAUCAGAGGACUUAACCUUUACUCUCUGUCCUGGAUAGUAUGGACACUGCAAAUCUUCCGAAAAUUUACAAGUCAGUGGUAAAAGUUUUUCUCUUUCCAAGGCAAUGAUAUCAGAUUUAGCUCCAUCAUCAAACAAUACAGUCACUUUGUCCACGACCCGUUGGACCCGACCGAGCCAUGGCCCCUUAAUUACAUAAUCACCUUCCGAAAUAGAGCGAAUCUUCGAAAGUUUCUUGGAGUUUACGUUUUUGAAUACCUUUCCUUUCACAUUUUCCAAAUCCGCAAACACAUCAACGUUUGUGACCCUCCCCAUCUGUCCUGUCUGAUAUGACAAGGAGCAGACCACAUCACCAUGAACAAAAGCUCUCUCAAAUGAAAGAAAAUCAUCAAUCUUCCCAAUGCUUUCCUCUAAAUUUGAUAAUAUGCUCUGAGCUUGACCACCGUAUUGAAAAUCAUUUUCUUCUUGAUCCUCACUGCUGCUGCUGUCACUCGAAGUCUCCCAUUCCGAAUCACUACUCAUAGCAUCCAUCAAUUAUAUGCCUGUCACAAUAUUUUGAUAGUAACAUCAAAUAAAAUAGCAUGAUGACACAACAAUAGAGAAGAAACAAGUUAGUACAUGGACAGGAAUUCUCACCAGAUUUUGAAAUAGAUGGAAUCAGAACUAAUCUGUACUCAGCAGUAUAUACUUUUGAUUGAUAAAUAUUUUUGUCACAGAUAAUAAUCAGUAUCUCGCGAAACAGGAGAUCUGAUGCCAAAGAAGAUUUGCCUGCCGGUCAGGACAAUAGGAAUCAAUCAAG